AUGACCUCUGAAGACGAGCUGGCUCACGAUGAGGUGGAACCGGUCGAGCGCCCUGAGACCCAGUACGGCGUCAUCCCCAAGCUACGAUUCUGCAACUGGACGAGACGGUCGCACUGCCUCCAAAAUCCCAAAUACCACGUCGACAUCCGGACACAGAGGACAGCCGUCUGUGGAAGGAAGCAUAUCGAGGCGUUCAACUACCUACACAUGGAAUGGGACGGACGGAUCUUCAACGGACAGACCUUCCGGUCAAUCUCAAAUCGUGCAGGGCUCGUGACAACAUGGUCAAACACGUCCAAUGGAUGGACUUACUUUAGAGCGGAUGCGCUAUGA
This is a messenger RNA of Cladophialophora bantiana CBS 173.52, 333 nucleotides long. RefSeq lists its product as uncharacterized. Bases 1 to 333 code for a protein of 110 amino acids. The transcript is spliced from 2 exons. Lineage: Eukaryota; Fungi; Ascomycota; Eurotiomycetes; Chaetothyriales; Herpotrichiellaceae. The record is from RefSeq and is a predicted model, not a curated record.